AUGAUCACAUCAGAAAUAUCUCAAUCAAGAUCGUCAUCAUUUUCAACUAAACGACCAGAAUUAUUAAACAAUUCCUCAUCAUUUACAACUAUGAUACAUGAUCAAUGGGUUCAAAUGGAUAAAUUAUCUCAUAAUGAAGAAUCAAUGACUGAACAAAUUCAAAAUAUGAAAAUAAGAACAAUUUAUGGAUCGCUAGAGUCAUAUAAUCGAGAAAAGGACAUUAAUAUAUUGAUUGAAGCAGCUAGGAGUACUGAUGGGUUAAUAUCGAAUGAGUUGCGAAAGGUGAUAUGGCCAAUUUUAUUAAAUAUAGACAUGGAAUCUAAAUUUAAAACUAAUUUAUUAUCUGAUUCUUCUAAUUUACUUUCACAAUUGGAUAAUUUAGAUUUACCACCUCAUAAAGAUGAAGAUCAGGUCAAAUUGGAUGUUCAAAGAUCAUUUACAUUGUUUAAUCAUAUACAAUCAUUAAAAUCGAGUACUACAAAUUCAUACUCCACUAUUUUAAGUACUUCCGAUGUGAAAAAUAUCAAGAAUAAAUUGUCGAAUUUGAUUAUUAAGAUAUUGAGAAAGUAUCCAAAUUUGAAUUAUUAUCAAGGAUUUCAUGAUGUUAGUAGUAUUGUAUUAUUAGUAUGUUAUGAUUCCGAAUUGAGUGAAUUUAAUGAAGAUAUGGCAUUUAAAAUACUUGAAAAAUUGACACCAUUUCAUUUGAGAGAUUUUAUGUUAACUGAUAUAAAUUUAACUGUUAAUCAUUUAAGAUUAAUACCUACCCUACUAGAAAAUAUAGAUCUUGAGUUGUUCAACCUAAUUAAAUCAAAUUCAAAUUGUCAUGGGAAUUAUGAUUAUAAAUUCUUUCAGGCAAUAUCUAGUAUAAUCACAAUUUAUAGUCAUGAUAUAUCUAAUUUGUCUCAAAUACUUCAAAUUUGGGAUUUUUUACUUAGUUAUGAUUCAGUAAUAGUAUCUAUUUAUAUAUAUGUUGCUGCUUUAAUAACACUAAAGCCUAAGAUUUGGAAGACAUUAAAUAUAGAAGAUGAUGAUUUUACAUCAGUUGAUUCAGCAUUAUCACAUACUACAUUAUCUCCAACUCAAUUAUUUGAAAAUUUAUCAGAUUUAACAUUGAUAAAAAUUUUAAAUAAAGCUAAAAGUUUAAUUGAAAAUUGUCCAAUUGAUAAUCUAGACAACAGUGAAUCAACAUAUAAUAAAUGGUUUUUAGAAUACAACAAAAAAUCAGUGCUUUGCAAUACUUCAAACAUAAAUAACAGAGACAGUGAUUUAGAAUUAUAUUCAAAUGAGGUAUUAUCUUCACUUAUUCAAGAUCAAGAUGAUCAAAUAUCAAAACAAAUAAUAGAUGAAAUUCAAGAACAAGAAUUACUCGAAGAAGAAUUAGGUAAUUCAAUACUGUCACUCAAUGAAUCAGAUAAUUCUAAUUCAUUAUCAUCUUCAUUGACAUUACAUACAAGCAUAACCUCAUCAUCAAUUCAUAAAUUAACAUCAACCACGAUAUUUAAAAAACUAUUUAAUAAAGAAAGUAAAGAGGUUAUAUCAAGACCAAAUUGGUACAUAAGGAAUUUCUAUCGUUUGAGUUUGACUAUUGGUGUGAUUGGAUUUCUACUACAUUUUUUAAUAAAGGAUGAGAUUCACAAUUUUAUAAAUUCAAUGUUAAAUAGUGAUAUGUUCAAACAUACAAGUAUUGUUUUAGAAAAUGUAAAGGAGUUCUUUUCAUUUGAUCAUGUUAAUAAUAUUGGGAUUGGUAAUUUAAGAAAUACGGUUUAUUCUGGUUUAAGAACGUUUAAUGGUUCAUAA
Molecule: messenger RNA, 1797 nt
Organism: Insectozyma verbasci
Lineage: Eukaryota; Fungi; Ascomycota; Pichiomycetes; Serinales; Debaryomycetaceae
Source: the annotation of a GenBank genome assembly